Molecule: messenger RNA, 2155 nt
Organism: Haemonchus placei
Lineage: Eukaryota; Metazoa; Nematoda; Chromadorea; Rhabditida; Trichostrongylidae
Source: the annotation of a GenBank genome assembly
GAAAUCUUUCGAUUGUCAUCAGGAAAGACGUUCCUUGGUGUGGAAAUCGCACGAAUAAUUCUCCAAAACCGCGUUCGAUGGGGCAUAGUUGAGCCGAUCCUCGUGGUUGCUUAUACAAACAAUGCCGUCGAUAGUUUUGCGGAACUGCUUCUGAAAAAGAUCCGUGCGGACCAAGAUAAAGGUUAUGUGCUACACGAUGGACCUCUUGGUGUCCGCCUUGGAACGAAGUCUGAGAGCGAAUUCUUGAAGAGGGCAGGCUGUAUGAGAACAGACUUAGUACAAGAUCACAAGGAGCUAAACUCGGAGUGCCUCACUGACGAAUUCAACAGUGCGAUGAAGAGACUGAGGGAUGCUGGCCGACGAUUAGCAGAAGCCAGCUUCAUCCUCUACAUGUUCAAGAGGAAUCUUGCCAGCUAUCGAGUGUUGACGAACUAUAAUGUCAUUUCUGAAUCAUUCCGACGUGAAUUUCGCGCAUGGCAAGCAACGCACUGCGAUUCUUCUGGCAACAAACUCGAUGAUGAUGAGACUCUGGCUUGCUGGCUUUUGGAAAAGGUCUACACCGCUGAUACUUGUGGGAACGACUUAACGGAAGAUGAUGUUGAUGAGUUGGAAGAAGACGAAGAAGAAGAUAUGAGUGAUAGCACAGAAGAUGAAGCCGACGGAGCUGACACACUCGACAGUCUUCUCGAGGUUGUAAAUCAGCAAGCCGUCAACGAUGACGAGGCAGGCGAUGAAGUCUUCCUUACAGAACGGAAAUGGGAUAUAUUGAAGAAAAUGGCGAAAAGAGAUGAAGUGAAAAUUGGUCCUGUCGAAAAAGAUGUCACUCUUCUCAGUAACCGCUCAGAAGGCUACUCAUGCAAGAACUCGACGAACGAAAAGGCCGGUAGACAAAACAUUAGUCCAUGAAUGCACUGAAGCUAGAGAUGCAAUCGUUCGGGUGAAACCCAUGUCUCUACAAGAAGCCACUGAUGUGAAAUACGUUUUCUCCCUGAGUAAACAGCGGCGGUGGGAGCUGUACAUGUUGUGGAUGCAGCAACUGAGGGAUUGUGCUCGGCAGCUAUUGCCUCGCCUAAUGGACGACUAUCGUGCGGAAUGUGAGACAGUGAAAAGGGUACGAAAUGAAUGUCAUGCUGAAGUGUUGCGACAUUGCCUGGUUGUUUUUGCUACAACGACCGGUGCGGCGAAAGAGCGAGGGUUGCUGGAAAGAUUGCGUUGUCCCGUGGUCCUUGUGGAGGAGGCCGCUUGGAUUCUAGAAGCUCAUACUUUGGCAUCCUUGUUACCGACAGUCGAGCACGUAGUAUUUAUUGGUGAUCACCAGCAGUUGAGACCUUCUCCUGCUGUGUAUGAAUUAGCUUACGAGUACAAUAUGGACAUUUCAAUGUUCGAGAGGUUGGUGAAGAAUGGACACCCCUACAAAACACUUGGGGUGCAACAUCGAAUGAAUACAGACAUAACGACCAAUAUUAUCAGACCAUAUUUCUAUCCUAGUGUUGCUGAUGAUGACACAGUGCUAGCAUAUCCGGAUGUGCCAGGUAUGGAUAAGAAAUGCUUCUUCUGGAUGCAUGAAGAACCAGAAACGACACCUGUUGAUGCACUAUCGAGGAGCAACGCUCAUGAAGUGAAUAUAGUUGUUGAACUAGUUGCAUACCUGCAAAAACAAGGAAUACAGUCUCAUGAGAUAACAAUCAUUACGGCCUAUUCGGCACAGCAAAUUGCAAUGCGAGAAGCGGUUAUUACUAAGUUUGGUCGAACGGCUGACGACCAGCCAUCGGUAGCUGUGGAGACUGUUGACGGCUUUCAAGGAAAGGAAAAUCGUAUUGUAAUUGUGUCUCUGGUACGAUCGUUAAUGGAAGGAAUCGGAUUCCUAGCCGUGGAGAAUCGUAUUACGGUUGCAUUAACUCGGGCGCGUCAUGGCAUGUAUGUUAUUGGGAACCUUACCUAUUUGGCGGAUUGCUCAUCGUUUUGGCGCAAACUAGGCCUCGAUAUGUACAAGAAGAGAUUUGGUGGUUCAUUAUUGCCCAUUCGCUGUGUUCGUCAUGGCAAUGUUCAGAGCAUUGGGCACCCAACCGAAUUUGCUACUAAAUCACCGGAGGGUGGAUGCAUGGAGAUCUGUGAUACCGAACUUCCAUGUGGUCACAAAUGUCCUCGUAGGUAG